CACGCGCGAACGAAUCCGUGGCGCUUUUGCGAACGCGAUCGGCGUGUAACCCUGUAGCUGGGCCAACGGCUGCACCCUCUCGAAGUGCGCAUUUUAAGCGGUUUCCCGGACUCGUCUGUCGGCAUUGGCGAUUCGGCAACAUUCAAAUCCCGUGGCAGGACUGCCCACGAGUGGCGAGGUAGUGCGAGGCACGUCGCAGACGCGACUGAGAGAACGUAGGGCGCCGUUUCACUUCGUCCGGCCGUGAGUGCUUCCCGUUCCGAGGAUUGUGCCGUAUCGUCGCAGACCCAAUGUCAGGCAUAGCGAUCGCCAGGCUCGCCGAAGAGCGCAAGGCAUGGAGGAAGGAUCAUCCUUUCGGCUUUGUAGCUAGGCCAACCAAAAACCCAGAUGGUUCUCUUAACCUGAUGAGCUGGGAAUGCGCGAUACCUGGAAAGAAAUCUACUCCCUGGGAGGGUGGGUUGUACAAAUUACGGAUGAUCUUCAAAGACGACUAUCCGUCAAGUCCACCAAAAUGUAAGUUUGAACCACCACUGUUUCAUCCGAACGUAUAUCCAUCUGGCACUGUCUGCUUGUCGCUCCUGGACGAGGAGAAAGACUGGCGACCAGCCAUCACGAUCAAGCAAAUCCUACUUGGUAUCCAGGAUUUACUGAACGAGCCAAACGUGAAAGAUCCAGCUCAAGCUGAAGCUUACACAAUAUAUUGCCAAAAUCGUCUGGAAUAUGAAAAGCGCGUUAAAGCUCAAGCCAGAGCAAUGGCUCCCCAAGAAUAAACUGCGAAAACCGUCGAGUCGGCGUAUUUAAAAUAAAUGUGGGAAAGAUAUUGUAUGUGGAACACUCCUAAGCUGAUCUAUAGCUCUUUAUAAUUAAUCUUUUUUACAAGUAAAAUUAAUAUAUGUUGUAACUAGUUAAGUUAGUCAAACUUUUAACUUUUAUUUACCAAUUAUUCCAUUCAUCUUGCACAUUUCUCAAAAUUUUGAAAUGUAGAUUACAUCGUGUCGACGUGUGAGGAUCAACACAUAACUUCUUUCGCACAUAAAUAUCUUAUUAAUAUUAAGACCAUGUUAUGAAGCUAUGCUAUAAAGAUAUACUUUAAGACAGAAUUAUUUUUUGAUCUAAACUUUAAUUUUUAAGUCCUAUAAUUAUUAUUUUUAAGGCGGAGAUAUGAACGGAAGACGUUAAAAAAAUAGCAGCUGUUAAAUAUCUAUCGUCUCGAAUUCUCUAUUUGUUCUUGAUUAUAUUACAGUACAUGUAUAGGUAGACUUAUUUUAGAGUUUACUAAGUAAUGUACAAAUCUCGAAGAGAAUAAAAAAAAAAUGUCAUCUC
Molecule: messenger RNA, 1323 nt
Organism: Solenopsis invicta (red fire ant)
Lineage: Eukaryota; Metazoa; Arthropoda; Insecta; Hymenoptera; Formicidae
Gene: lwr
Product: SUMO-conjugating enzyme UBC9-B
Exons: 4
Coding region: 291-770 (159 amino acids)
Biological process (GO): protein sumoylation
Cellular component (GO): nucleus
Molecular function (GO): SUMO conjugating enzyme activity
Source: RefSeq, a predicted model, not a curated record